Syngnathoides biaculeatus (alligator pipefish) is the source of this 3143-nucleotide messenger RNA. RefSeq names its product ORAI calcium release-activated calcium modulator 2 (gene orai2). Gene Ontology annotation, biological process: store-operated calcium entry. Gene Ontology annotation, cellular component: membrane. Bases 28 to 945 code for a protein of 305 amino acids. Gene Ontology annotation, molecular function: store-operated calcium channel activity. The transcript has 3 exons. Lineage: Eukaryota; Metazoa; Chordata; Actinopteri; Syngnathiformes; Syngnathidae. The record is from RefSeq and is a predicted model, not a curated record.
GGCGGAAGUGGAGAAGUCGUCAAGUCCAUGGAAAUGCAACCCGGAAGCUGUUGCUCACUCGUCAAUGUAGGAGGGACGUGGAAUGUCCGCAGAGCGGCUGCAAGCUUCUCUUUUUCUCUCCUGUGUCGAGCAGCUCACUCACUGCCACUCCAAUUUUGUCGUUCAGGUAUUAUGAGCAGAGAGCUCAACGUGCCCACGGGCUCGCCGGCCCCGGGCAUGUCGGAGCGGCCCCCGGACGGCGGCGGGGGCGGCGCCGGCGGCGGCAUGGACUACAGGGACUGGGUGCGGCGCAGCUACCUGGAGCUGGUCAGCUCCAACCACCACUCGGUGCAGGCCUUGUCCUGGAGGAAGCUCUACCUGAGCAGGGCCAAGCUCAAGGCCUCCAGCAGAACUUCGGCGCUGCUCUCUGGCUUCGCGAUGGUCGCCAUGGUGGAGGUGCAGCUGGAGAUGCAGUACAAUUACCCGCGGGCGCUUCUGGUGGCGUUCAGCGUUUGCACCACCAUCCUGGUGGCCGUGCACCUGUUCGCGUUGCUCAUCAGCACGUGCAUCCUGCCCAACGUGGAGGCCGUCAGCAACAUCCACAACCUCAACUCGGUCAGCGAGUCGCCGCACGAGCGCAUGCACCACUACAUCGAGCUGGCGUGGGGCUUCUCCACCGCGCUGGGCAUCCUCCUCUUCCUGGCCGAGGUGGUGCUGCUCUGCUGGAUCAAGUUCCUGCCCGUGGACUCGGGCGGGUCGGCGGCCGUGCAGGACGGCGGCUGGCGGGCGGCGCUGGCAUCCACCAUCAUCAUGGUGCCCGUGGGCGUCAUCUUCGUGGUGUUCACCGUCCACUUCUACCGCUCGCUGGUGCGUCACAAGACGGAGCGCCACCACCAGGAGAUCGAGGAGCUGCACAAGAUCAAGGUGCAGCUGGACGGCCAGGAGAGGGCGCUGCAGGUAGUGUGAGCUCCUUUGCUGAACGGGGGAGAAAAAAACGGCGCUCGCUGCUAUUUAUUCCAAAAACGUCGACUUACUGUACACUAGUGUGUUAAAGGCGUCCAUUUUGGGCUACGUGCAUUGCGAUUUAAAGGGUCUGUUUUGCUUUUAUUUUUUUUAAGUGGGGGGUGGGCAUCCAUUUUGUGCUUCAGUUGUACAAUUUGUGCUAUACAUGCUAUUGAAAGCCAUUAGCGCAUUAUGCCAUAUCCGGCUUAAGCUCUUUAGUUCUCACCAGUAAGACAGUUCCGCACUCGUGAGAUGUGCAACUCGUGAGUUGUUUUUUUUUUUUUCACAACUUCCAACUUCCUUCGACAAGGUGAUGAACGCAACUUCAUUUGCAGAGCACUUGAAAAAUAUCACAGCUGCACAGUAUGUAAAAAGAAAAACGUUGAGGCGACUCAACAAUAUAAUAGCGACGUUAAAAACAAAACACUACAACAGUGCAGUCUCAAGCUAUGUUGAAUGAAGCAUUAGUAAAACUGUGGGUUACUAGUACUGUAAUUGUCCACACCCCCCCCCACCCACCCACCCACCCAUUUUGCUACCGCUUUUCUCCUGCUAGUAUGAUGAAAACAUGGAUAUCAAGAAUAUUGACCAAAUGCUUAACCGGCUUUAUGCUCAAAUGGCUUUCAAUAAAGGUUAGUUGAUUGGCUUGACAUCCAGCUCAAGGUCCGCGUACUCACGCAAAGCAAAUUAAUUUGUGUAGCGCAUUUCAUACGGAAAGGUAAUACAAUGUGCUUUACGUGAUCAAAAGCGCCCGAAAACAAAGAGACAAAAACGUUUAAAAGCGUGUACAAGUCCAAGUGGCAAUUUCUUCCAUUUGUGUGCGGCACAAUAGCAAAAUGCUACUUCGCCAUGUUUGCUUUGUACUCUGCGCUCCACUAUGUGACCCGAGUCAGCCGAUCUCAGAGCUUUACUGGGUUUGUAUUCCGUAACCAUUUCUUUCUUGUAUUCGGGAUCUAAAACAUUUUAGUGAUUUAUAGACCAGUAGCAGGACUUUCAAAUCUAUUCUAAAGCUGACUGGAAUCCAGGACUUAUGCUCUGACCGCUUUGUUCCAGUCAAAACGCCAGCCGCAGCUGUUUAAUACUCUUUUUGGGGGAGUCCAGUCAGAAGACCAUUACAAUAGUCAAGUCUACUUGGAGAUAAAAGCAUGGAUGAGUUUUUCCUGGUCUGCUUGAGACAUGCAAGCCUCCACUCUCAAUGUGUUCUUCAGAUGGUGAAAGACUUUUGAAAUGACUGUUGAAAGUCAGGUCGGAAUCAAUCAGAACACCAAGGUUUCGGACUUGGUGUUUACGUGUCAUCUGCAUAGCUAUGAUAGUCAUAAAGUUCUGAAGAAUUUGACCCAAGGGUAGUAUAUAGAGGCUGAACAGGAGGGGUCCAAGAACGGACUUUACUAGUGCGCGCUUUGUCCUCAAUACCACACUCUGUGCACCAAUUCAAAUUGUUUUUUUUUUUUACUAGUAUCGCUUUUGGCCUACUACUAGAAGUUUCUUUCGACUUGUCCCGUUAGGGGUCGCCACAUCGCUUAUAUUUGUCUGGCACCGUUUUGAACGCCGGAUGCCCUUCCUGACACAACCCCUCAGGGGGAGCCGAGACCCCUUUGGGAUACGAACUCACGACCUCUCGUUUAUCAAACCAAUGUUCAAACCACUGAGCGAUGGGACUUCCUGUAUUUUGGCCCACUACUACAAUGUUGAUAUUACUUUUACUGUGCUUUAGGUCCAUAUACAGUACUAGUACCCCCUUUUUCCUAAAAAUUCAGCACAUUAGUAGAAGUUUAUAAUUCCCUGGCUCAUUGCCUUCUAUUUCCAUGGAAAGUUUAUGAACCCCCCCCCCUCCCCUCUCCUUUUAUUCUUGUUGGAUAUCAACUUUCUGUCAGCGUUUGCGUUUUUCACGUAACUUUUUUUGCCACUCCGAGCGUGAGGUCCAUUUGCCAGUCGGCGCUUUGUCGUCAUUCUUAGCGUUUUUUGUUCCUCAGAUCGCGUGACCUUCAGCUGGAUAUCAAAGGAAUAUUUGGGUAUCUAGUUUUGUCUGUUCAUUGGCGUGAAAUAUUUUCACAAAAAAAAAAAAAAGGGCUACGCUGUUCUUUGUGCCAUGUUGUUGUUGCCACGGUUUCACAUGACAUGCUGUAUAUCUGUUUUGUGUUUUUUUUUUUUUUUUUUUUUUU